AUGGGGAAUAGCAUUGGGUGGGGGACGACGCGGGGGAGCGCGACGGAGAGGAUGGGGGAGUGGGGGGGGGACCGCGCGGUGAUCCGCCCGUUGCCCUUCCUUGUUCCCGUCGCCCUCCCUUCCCGUCGCUCUCCCUUCCCGUCCUCUCCCUUCCCGUCCUUCCCCUUGCUCUCCCUUCCCGUCGCCUUCCCUUCGCGUCGCCCGCACAUCUCCCGUCCCCGUCUGCUCGAAUCGGCCCCUUCCCUUCCUCUCGUCCCCUCACAAUCCCUGUCUCCCUCUCUCCCCGUCGCCCUCGCAAACCCCGUCAUUUUUCUCCCCGUCUCCCUCGCAAUCCCCGUCAAUUCUCUCCCCGUCGCCCUCGCAAUCCCCGUUAAUUCUCUCCCCGUCGCCCUCGCAAUCCCCAUCCAUUCUCUCCCCGUCACCCUGCCAUCCGCGCCUCGCCGCCCUCGCCUUCCCAAUGGACUCCCUUCCCAUGUCGCACACGUCCCUGCUUCCACCCCUCCCCUGCCCUGCUUUCUCCCCUCCCCUGCCCUGCCUCACCCCUUCCCCUUCCCUGCUUCCCCAUGUCCCUUGCCCUGCUUCGCCCCAUCCCCUUCCCUACUUCCCCCAUCAUCUUCCCUGCUUCCCCCCAUCCCCUUCCCUGCUUCCCCCAUCAUCUUCCCUGCUUUCCCCCAUCCCCCUCCCUGCUACCCCCCAUCCCCCUCCCUACUUCCCCCCAUCGCGUGCCCUGCUUCCCCCCAUCCCCUGUCUUGCUUCCCCCCAUCCCUUUCCCUGAUUCCCCCCAUCCCCUACCCUGCUUCCCCCCAUCCCCUUCCCUACGUACACGCAUCCUCUUCCUUUCCCCGUAUCCCCAACCCUGCUUCUCCCCAUCCUCUUCUUUCUUCCCGUUAUCCCCUCCCCUGCUUCCCAGCCGCGUUGAGGCUGCUCAAGCUGCUGCGGCUGAGGCGGUUGGGGCAGGCGACGCAGCAGCUGACGUAG
Molecule: messenger RNA, 978 nt
Organism: Closterium sp. Naga37s-1
Lineage: Eukaryota; Viridiplantae; Streptophyta; Zygnematophyceae; Desmidiales; Closteriaceae
Source: the annotation of a GenBank genome assembly